UAACAAAGAACUGUGGAUAUGAUGUAUGCAACGAGAAUUUAGUAAAUUUGAAACAUAGAAACACUGCGUGUGGGGGUAUAAAUAAAAUAUACCACACGAAAGGCGUCAAUAUUGAACAAGUGAUGUUUAACUCUACACAAUGUGAGAAUAUUGGGAUAGAAAUAUAUAGAACCACAGAAACGGAGCUUGAAUUUUAUUUGAAUUGUUCCGAGAGUGGUCAAGGCCAGGUACAUAUUAUAUACUCAGUGCAAGGGAGAUACUGUCAUAAAUAUUUCACAACAUCUGUUGUUUGCGAUACAGGUACGCCAAUGUACACAACUUCACUACAUCUACCACAACAACAACCACAAGAUCCCGAUUAUCAAGAAAUUACUUUAUGGACAACUGUCAUUAUCUUUUCAGUAAUUGCAACCUCCGUUUCAAUUGGCGUUGUAUUAGUUAUUAGACGACAAACCAAUAGGUCUUCCCAUAUUUGGAGUAGAACAUUGCCAGAAGCAAAUACACAGGUUUGGAAUAACAGAAGAGAAUUUGAUGGCCUCAGCAUAGAAAACGACUCCGGAAAUGUUGUUGAAGAAGAUAUGCGUUUAAAAGAUGACAGAAUUCCACUCACUGAGAUUCUUAGCAGUAGGACUUCAGACGUACCAGCUACAUGAAAGAGGACCGUUGGCAAUAUGGAUUUGUGUUUUAUAAUGUGCAAAACCAAAGAAAUAAUAAACAUCUAGUCCACUUACAAUUUACCGGUCGGGAAAAUAUGUUGGAAUCGCAUUGUCUGAUGAUAACGUUCAUCAACUGCACUCCACCGAGGUUAUAUGACAUGAAUGGAAACUAAUUUUGUGUGCAAGAUUUCAGAUAAUUUGCCAACUCCGUGCUGUUUUCAUAAUAAUUUCUUUUGUGUGCAAAUUGACCUCUGAAAAUCUUUAUCACUCUUUGCAUUUGUAACCAUCCGAAAUGCACCAGUUGGUUCUUGAAAGAAAUUUGAGUUUAUUUUGAAGUCUUUUGGACAUCAGUUAAGCUCAUUUUAACAUUGAUUUUUGUAAAACUGAUUUGCUUAGCUUUGAAUUUGGAUCAGUCUUUUGAAACUGUCAGGAAUUUCAACAUCAAAGUACAAGAAAGUGAGCUACCUACAGAACAGAGCAUGACCGUACAGCACCGGUUCCAGCAAGUUAACGGCUAUGUUAUAAAGAUUAUAUUUGCAUGUCUCAAUUUUUUUGCCCUGUGUGUUCUUUGUGAUUCAUAAAGACUAUAUUACUUAAUUGUAUUUACAUAUACACGUUCAUGUUGAAUAAAAUAUAUGUUGUGUUAUGUUAUGUUAUUAAAAUAUCGAUUUGUGAUCAUACUAGAGCAGAUCUCGUCAUAUGCUUUUACAUCAGCAAAGUAGAUUUCUCUUCGGUGUAAACAUGAUUCUGACAAAAUGAAACAUAAACAAAACAUGAUGCAAAAUACGUCUUUAUAUUCUUGUUAGGUAGAUUGUUUUUCUAAUUCUUCUUCACCUUAGAAGUAUUUGCAAUUAUGCAAUAUGUUUGUCAAUUUAUACCGCUUUAUAUGUUUGAUAACACAUAAAAAUUUAGAAGCUACCAGAUUUCUUCCAAAAUGAAAGUCCAUGAUAUUAUCUGUUUCCGGAACAGUAACGUUGUUCCAGGAAAAAAAACUUUUAAGGGUUUUAUAUCCUUUGCAUAUCACAUCCUUGUGCUCUACUUUAUCAAAUUAAACAAUGUUAACAGAGAGGGAUAAAACAAAGAAAAGAGAAGAGAACAUUAUUGUGAAUUGUACAGCUAAUACCGUUUACAUAAGUAUUAUUUGUUUUAAGAAAUAAAAUUCUAAUGAUAUUAGUAUGUUUAUGUUGCUCAUAAUUUUGAAUAAAGAUAUGUUGAUUCUA
Molecule: messenger RNA, 1876 nt
Organism: Ruditapes philippinarum (Manila clam)
Lineage: Eukaryota; Metazoa; Mollusca; Bivalvia; Venerida; Veneridae
Exons: 7
Coding region: 123-653 (176 amino acids)
Source: RefSeq, a predicted model, not a curated record